Molecule: messenger RNA, 1416 nt
Organism: Phoenix dactylifera (date palm)
Lineage: Eukaryota; Viridiplantae; Streptophyta; Magnoliopsida; Arecales; Arecaceae
Source: RefSeq, a predicted model, not a curated record
UAGGGCCAAUUAUUCUCAAUAUGGGAGCACUUAUAGCGGCCGUUAAUGGCGGAUUCUCCAUUCCGCCGCAUCCAAACCUCAGCCUCGAUCUUCUCUCAAAAAUCCCUUCUUUAACCCCAAAUCUCUCCCCCAAUCCAAAGGAAAGCCGAUGAAUUCCUCCAAUUUUCCCAAUGGAUUCCUCCCUGACGACGUCGUGGUUCAAAUUCUCGCGAGAUUGCCCAUCAAAUCCCUCUUCAGAUUCAAGUCCGUGUGCAAAUUAUGGCGGCGAUUGCCCUCCGAGAAGCACUUCAUCGACCUCUACUUCCAAACAUCUGCCAAAGAUCCUACCUUGCUGAUCGAAAUCCCCGAUUCCAUCCAUCAAUCAUCCCGUCUCGUCCUCAUCGAUCGAUUCCGGGAGGUGACAGCGCUUUCAAUGGAUUUCUUGAACGAUAGGGUUAAGAUCAGAGCCUCUUGCAACGGAUUAUUCUGCUGCGCUAGCAUGAGGAAUCGAGGGGUCUACUACGUUUGUAAUCCGAUGACCAGAGAGGUCCGAGCGCUGCCGAGGACGAGGGAGAGGCCCUUCACCAGGUGCCAGCCUGAGUACGAGGCUACCCUCGUCGGCUUUGCAUUUGAUCCGUUUUCUUGGACAUUUCAUGUGGUUCUCGCCGGCUUCCACCGCCACUUCGGCUACCGGCCCCAGGACCAGUUGGUCUGCCAGGUGUUCGAUUCCAGAACCAAUGCUUGGAGUCGAACCAUUUCGUGUUUAUACGAAGAAUUCACCCAUAUGAAUCGCAGCCAGGAGGAGCUUGGGGGAAGAUUUGGCUGCCGGAUGAGGUGUUGCUAACUAGAUAUGGCUCGAGAAUUUAUCUUCUGGAGCUGGAAGGGUUGGUGUCGGUGGUUCAGAUAUCAGGGGUCUGGAUGAGUGUGUGGGUUUUGAGGGAUCAUGGGACUGACCAAUGGAGUUUAGUGGAUAAAGUGCAUCUCCGAUGCAUCAAUGGAUACACAGCUAGUGUGUUCCCAAUAUGCCAGAGCAGAGAUGCGAUCUUCAUGGCGACGCAGAAGAAGGUGUUGGUGUACGAUCGGAGUGGCAAGGUGUGGAAGGAGGUAUAUGCUGUGAGAGGUGCUUCGACAUACCCAUUGUGGUUCUUUUCAUAUGCUUUCAAGUCCUCACUUUUUCCUUGCCGCCAUUGAGGUGCGGAGUUUAAACAGAGGAAUUACUGUUGGAUACUUAUUUUGACUGCUUCAUAAGUAUUAUUGUAUAUAUCUAUGGAUAGGUGCUGUAAAUGGAUUGACAUGUCUAAGUAGUUUUUUAUUUUAUCACUUCUACUUUACUCUGAUGUGUAUGAUUCUGGUUCAGAUGAAAUUAUGAAAUUCCUCAGUCAAGUUUUGUUGGAUAGUGCUUGACUGCUGGUGAACUUGUGGCUUACUGGUUAUUAA